AUGAAAAGAUAGCGAUCACAAUCCUGGGAUACUUCUAAUCAUGAAUCUAGCGAAUUAAUACGAUAAUAAUCGGAAAGACCCUUGAAUGAUCAAAAUGUAUGAUGUUGUUAGAUUAAGAGUAUUUUUACUAUGAUUGUUAAUCACCAAAUAAUUAAAGAUAUUUCUAUCAUUGAGACAUAUAAGGAAGUCGAUAAAAUCUCAAUCCAUAAAAAACACUAUGUCAAUUAUGUGAUAAAAAUAAAAACAGACUAUUUUGAUUAUACUGUUGCUAAAAGAUAUUCAGAAUUCGAAAAACUAUAUGAAUAAGUAAUUGAAAACAUUCUAUAAUAUAGGUUUCUCCAGUUUUAUAAAAAUUGCCGAAAUUUCCAGAAAAAAAAAUAAUUAAGUCCAAUUCAAAGAAAAAUAUUGCAGAAAGAAAACAAAUGCUUGAAGGUAACAGAGAGUCUUAAUCUAGAACUAUUGAAAUAUAUUUAGAAAAAUCUCAAUAAUUAAAUUCAUAGUUUCUUAAGUUUUCUGAAAAUUCAAGGUAAAUUCAUGGAUAUUCUUUAGAAUAAUUUAUAAAAGGGGGAUUUGGUUAAAUUCAUGAAUUGAGUAAAGAUGAAUUAGGUUUAAUGGAUUUAAAAGAAACAGCCAAAUUGACUAUUACAAAUGAACUGGAAAAUAUGAUUUUUCAUUAUAUAGCUAAAUUAAAUGAUCGUAUGGAUGAAAAAAGUAAAAUAUUUUCGUAAGACAUAAUUACUUAUAUAUAGAAAAAUGGAAAAGUACUUUUUUGGGAAGACUUAAUAUUUGAAUUCUCAAGUUUUGAAAUUUCUAUUACUUGGUGAUGAUGGUUAAUAGAAAGGAAUUAUUGAACUUUUAAGAAAUCCGUCCAAAGAUUCCCAAUCUCACAUCUCUUGUGUUAGUGGAUUUCAAUUUCUCAGAAAAAUGUUAGAGCAUGAUUAUAAUCCAAGUAAUCUGAAUUUUACCAAAUUUAGAUGCUGAUUUUUUUUUGAAAAUUUUCUCUGAAUUAAGCAUAAAACAGUUUAAGAAAAUGGGUUUGUCCUUUCAUAUAUGUAGUACUAACAAAUAAUUGUGCAAGCAACAUACCUUAUUAUUGAUUUAUAAAUAUGUUAAAGGAAAUGAUUUGAAACCUGAAUUUAUUAACUUUUUAGUAAGUUUUUCAACAAAUUUUAGUUAGAAGACAAAGAUGCUUUGCAAGAAUUUUAAUCGUUUUCUGAAAUAUAUUAAUAAAAGAAGGAAGAACCCUUUUAACUAGUAAUUGAUAACGAUAAUUACGAUUAUAACUCAAGAGAUAACUUGCCCACAAAAUCAAGUUCAAAAGAAUAACAAUGUCUUUUAGAAUAGGAUCCUACCUUAGAAUAACUCCAAGAAAUCAUAAAAUCAACAUCUAUAUCUUGGAAAUUAGUACAAGGUAAUAUUUAGGUUAAUUAAAGAGUUUGAGAACCAUACUUUCUAGCAUAUUUAAGGAUAAAUAGUUAAGACUAUCCAUCCAUUGAAAUGCAGUUUGGAAAAAGCCAUCGAGAUUUUAACAACUGCUAAAUAGAAGUGGGUGACCACUAUGGUUUCGAGAUAACAACUAAAAAAACUAGAUGAUAAUAGAUAUGUAGUAUCAGAAACUUAUUUAUGGUAAGAUAAAUAAUUGUUUAAAAAAGUCGUUUUUUUCUCCUAAGAAACAAUAACUAUCAAUGUAAAAUUAGAUUAAUUCUAUUAGGAAAAUAAAUUUGAAAUUUUGAUGUAACCAGAAUAUGAAACCUAAGAAUAUGAAUAAUAAUAGAAAUAUGAUGAAAUAAGUAUUAUCAUUUUUAUCAUCUUUAGGCUCGAAAUUAUAAGUAACGUCUGGAGUAUAUGAAAAUGGCAUUACAACAGUAACUAUCAUUUAAAAUCUCUUUGAUAAAGUUUAAUAACUAUAAUAUACACCUUUACUUUUAAAAGAAGUAAAUUAUUUUGAGAAGAGCAUAUAAUAAUUAAAAAUUUUAUAAUCUGAAUGA
Molecule: messenger RNA, 1988 nt
Organism: Paramecium octaurelia
Lineage: Eukaryota; Ciliophora; Oligohymenophorea; Peniculida; Parameciidae
Source: the annotation of a GenBank genome assembly